This is a messenger RNA of Rhododendron vialii, 1282 nucleotides long. RefSeq lists its product as uncharacterized. The transcript is spliced from 2 exons. NCBI's taxonomy places the organism in Eukaryota, Viridiplantae, Streptophyta, Magnoliopsida, Ericales, Ericaceae. Bases 3 to 677 code for a protein of 224 amino acids. The record is from RefSeq and is a predicted model, not a curated record.
AGAUGACAAAUAUCCCCCUACCGAUUGAGUUAAUCCACGACCAUUGGAAGAGGCUUUCUUUGCUUGCACCUCGGAAUGAGGGUUCGAUGGAGGAGACACUUUUGGCUCACUUUGAUUGUUUUUACAACAAGUUCUUGAAUGAAGAUCAAUAUAAUGUAAAGGUCAAUUAUGUUAAGAAAAUGCAAAAGCUUGCUCAUCCGAAAAGCAGUACUCUCCUUGAACCCAAAGUGAAUGCAAGUCCAUGCGGUCGGAAGUCAACAAAAGAAAAAAAUGCAGCCAAAGAACAAAAUUCGACGCAUAGGGAUCCCUCGAAGUUUGAGCAUGUUCUGGCCUCCCUUCAAACCCCUAAGCUCGUUAAAGAGAAAUCGCGGCGCAAUCUGAAAGGGAAAGCAAAAGUUCCAGCACAACUUUUGAUAUGCCCCUCCAUCAAUCAGUUUCUGGAAGCAAUAAAACCUUACAUAGAAUCGGUCAAGGAUGUUGAAGAUGAUGGGAAUUGUGGGUUUCGGGCAGUGUCAGGCUUCAUGAAAGGCGAUGUUCAUGAGUGGUUAAUGGUAAGAAGUGAUUUGCUGAAAGAGUUGGAAAAACAUUUAGACCUUUAUGAACAAGUGGUAGGGGGGAGCCAGAGGGCUAUGGAAUUACUUCACAUCUUGUCAUGGUAUGAAAGUUCGGCGCCCUAGGAAUAUUGGAUGACAAUGCCAGACAUGGGUCACAUCAUAGCAUCUGCUUAUAAUUGUGUCCUCGUCCAUUUAUCAAAUAUUCAAUGUCUUACAUUCCUCCCCCUCCGAUCGAAGCCCUUACCCUUCAUGAAACGAAAGGUUAUUGCUAUCGGGUUUGUUGACGGUGGACACUUUGUACAGGUAUUCCUAAAGUCAGGUUCCCCUAUGUCGCCAAUAGCUUGUAAUUGGAAAAGACAUCGUCUUUCUAUCGCUAAAAAUUGGGAUGCAGCACAUGUUGCGGCCAUUCAUAAGUUCAACGAGAUCAUCGGCAUUGACGUAGCAACAAAGGAGGUCAUCCAUGUCAAUUAGCCAUUUUUCGAUUGACAAAUGAUUUAAUGUGUUGUAUUAUAUAAUGUGUUCUAAUAUUAUGAAAAUUGAAUGAUUACGUCUGCUUGUAGUUUUCGGAUCGUCAAGGAAACUCUUAUAUUGUAUUUCUGUUUGAAAACUCAUAGUUGUCAAGUCUGUGACAUUCUAUUCAUAAACUAGAAUGGUGUCAUGCUAUCUCAUAGUUUUCAUUCUGUUUGGAAAUUAGAAUCCAAUUCAAGGUGUACAAAUCAGAUACUAAA